Molecule: messenger RNA, 1401 nt
Organism: Brassica napus (rape)
Lineage: Eukaryota; Viridiplantae; Streptophyta; Magnoliopsida; Brassicales; Brassicaceae
Product: putative F-box protein At1g33020
Exons: 1
Coding region: 173-1099 (308 amino acids)
Source: RefSeq, a predicted model, not a curated record
AAUACUGAACAGUCAAGAUUUCAGAGAGUUGUUCCUGACUAGGUCCUCGUCUCGUCCACGUCUCUUAUUCGCCAUUCAAGGAACAUAUAAUAACAUUUGGAGAUUCUUCUCGUCCCCUCAGCCUCAUUAUUCAUCAGAUAAGUCGUCUCACGAAGUUACAGCUGAUUCUUAUAUGAAGUAUUUGGAAGACAUGCGACCGUACUUUUGCAGCUACGCCUCUGGUUUGAUGUGUUUCCGUCAAUCUAGGUGGAUCCGCAAGGAAAUGGAAUUGUAUAUAGUGCAUGUGAUAUGUAACCCUAGCACAGGACAAUAUGAUUUAUUACCUAAACUGAUACUAAAUUAUUUUGGUGACUCGACAAGCUUUUUAGGGUUUGAUCCCGUUGACAGGCAGUUCAAGGUAAUGUUCACUGAUUAUAAUGUUCAGAGAAUUAUAACGUUACGAAGUGGAGAACUGCGAUGGAGAAAUAUCCAGUGCUCUUUACCCCACCAAGGUCCGAAUGAAGGGAUAUGCAUCAAUGGGAUUUUGUAUUACUCGGGUUUUACAGGUGUUUCAUGGCCGUAUUCUCGAAUACUAGUUUGUUUUGAUGUUCGGUCUGAGGAAUUCAACUUCAUUGAAGAAGAAGAAGUAGUAGAAUGCUUUAAUGGGUUUUUGAUAAACUAUAAGGGUAAAUUAGGUUCUGUUAAAACAUAUUAUGAUGGCUAUACCCUUCAGUUACGUAUGUGGGUUCUAGAAGAUGUGGAGAAACAGAAACGGUUGGAAUAUGUCUACAAUUUGCCGAAGAAUAAAUUCUUUGGAGGCACUGUUUCUGUUGUUGGAAUGACCGCUAGAGGUGAGAUUGUUUUGAUAUCGGACUAUACGUAUCUAGUGUUGUAUUUUUACUACUUCAAUCCCGAAAGUAACACUCUCCAAAGUCUUACAAUCCAAGGUUUGUGUAACUUCAGAAUCAGUGACGUUAAAGUCUUUGUAGACUAUGUAGAGGAUCUUAGGUUUGAUGUUAUGAAGACAAGCCUUCCAGAACAGAAGAGUACAACAACAUCAUCUACUAAAAAAAAAAAAAAAGAAAAACAUCAUCUAAAGACGAUGAUUCCGUUACAUUGAGUCCCAUAAAUACCGACGUCUCAUUUUGGAGGCCGAUGCUUAUGCAUGUGGCAGUGUCUUCGAAUGUGUGUUUUGAGAAUCUUCCCAAAGCUUGGUGGUAUGUGUCCCUACUCCCUCUACUAGUUUAUUUAUUGUCUAUGUACUAGUUAUAUGAAACAAAAUCAUGAUUUCUCUCUGUAUCUGACAUGGUGUCUGGUUUGGUUUAAUGUAGGCUAAUAUGCAUGUUAAUUGGUGUGGGCGUGGGUCUGUUUUGUUCUCUCCUCCACAUUGCAGUACAACCAUAGAACGUUUUCGGCUCUGCU